Messenger RNA from Acinonyx jubatus (cheetah), 1912 nucleotides. It is a transcript of the gene EFNA5, whose product is annotated as ephrin A5. The transcript is spliced from 5 exons. NCBI's taxonomy places the organism in Eukaryota, Metazoa, Chordata, Mammalia, Carnivora, Felidae. Gene Ontology annotation, biological process: ephrin receptor signaling pathway; regulation of actin cytoskeleton organization; axon guidance. Gene Ontology annotation, cellular component: plasma membrane; external side of plasma membrane. Bases 11 to 697 code for a protein of 228 amino acids. Gene Ontology annotation, molecular function: ephrin receptor binding. The record is from RefSeq and is a predicted model, not a curated record.
GCCAGGCGUGAUGUUGCACGUGGAGAUGUUGACGCUGGUGUUUCUGGUGCUCUGGAUGUGUGUGUUCAGCCAGGACCCAGGCUCCAAGGCCGUCGCCGACCGCUACGCCGUCUACUGGAACAGCAGCAACCCCAGAUUCCAGAGGGGUGACUACCACAUCGACGUCUGUAUCAAUGACUACCUGGAUGUUUUCUGCCCUCACUAUGAAGACUCGGUCCCAGAAGAUAAGACUGAGCGUUAUGUCCUCUACAUGGUGAACUUUGAUGGCUACAGUGCCUGCGACCAUACUUCCAAGGGGUUCAAGAGAUGGGAAUGUAACCGGCCUCACUCUCCAAAUGGACCACUGAAGUUCUCUGAAAAAUUCCAGCUCUUCACACCCUUUUCUCUAGGAUUUGAAUUCAGGCCAGGCCGGGAAUAUUUCUACAUCUCCUCUGCAAUCCCAGAUAAUGGAAGAAGGUCCUGUCUAAAGCUCAAAGUCUUUGUGAGACCAACAAAUAGCUGUAUGAAAACUAUAGGUGUUCAUGAUCGUGUUUUCGAUGUUAACGACAAAGUAGAAAAUUCAUUAGAACCAGCAGAUGACACCGUACAUGAGUCAGCCGAGCCAUCCCGCGGUGAGAACGCGGCACAAACACCAAGGAUACCCAGCCGCCUUUUGGCAAUCCUACUGUUCCUCCUGGCGAUGCUUUUGACGUUAUAGCACAGUCUCCUCCCGUCACCUGUCACAGAAAACAUCAGGGUCUUGGAACACCAGAGAUCCACCUAACUGCUCAUCCUAAGAAGGGACUUGUUAUUGGUUUUUUGGCAGAUGUCAGAUUUUUGUUUUCUUUCUUUCAGCCUGAAUUCUAAGCAACAACUUGGGGCCAGGAGGGGCUAAAGUAGUGGCUGCUCCCCUACCCCAUCCCACCCCUAGCCCUUGCCCUUGACUUUCUCUCACCCCUUCCAAGUUAAAUGGACUCCAGAUGAAAAUGCCAAAUUGUCACAGUGACACCAGUGGUCGUCAGCUCCUGUGCAUUCUCCUCUCAGAGCCCACCUCCGUUAGCGUCCUGUGUCAGCGGUAUACGGACAAGGAAGAAUAGUGGCAGAUGCAGCCAGGAACGGCAAGGCCCAGGAGGGUUGUGCUCUCCCAUACAAUAUUUAUGCCUUCUCAUUCAGGACUGUAAGCUGAUCGUGCGGGGCAUCGUGUCACCGUGUCGAGUCCAGAGGGGAGGUAUUAAGAAUAGAUAUAAUAUUACACCCUUUCCUCUAGGAGUACAUAAAUGAACAGGCUUCUAAAAGGUUGAGACACUGGGGGUUUUUUUGUUUUGUUUUAAGAUGACUGUCUUAAAGCAUUCUUGACGGCAAAACUUGUGCUCCAUGAAAGAAGCCUUUUUUUCUAGAAAGCAGGUCGGGUGCGGGAAUGCUAGCACAGAGCAAGUGUGAGAACAGAGAAAAUUAGGUUUGGUGGGGGUGUGUAUGUGUGAGUGCCUCUAAUUUUUUUGGUGACUGGGCAAUGCACACCAGAUUUUUUUUUUCCUUUGAAUACAGAUCACCAUGGUGCUACAAUUUUUUUUUUUUUUAAAGAAACUCAAAGAGGCAUUUUUAUGAAUAAAGUGACCUUCCCCAAGGCUGACAAGCCAGGGUUGAUGAGUGUAUAAUGGAAUAGCUUUGGAUACUCCUCUGGGGGACAAUAUGUACCAAGGAAAGGAGGUCAGUGGCCAGAGGAGAUGUGAUUUGGCUUUGCUGGAGCGCCAGUGUGCUGUGGCCUUUCCCCGACUCCCACCCUAGUACCCACGUUUUGCUCCACACUCCACAACUGCAGGGGCUCAGACACACACCCCUGUCACCAGGAGAGUCAGUCAGCACUACUUGGGAGGGCUAAAGGGAAAUUUGGAAUAAAAAUUCCAAAGUUUGGAAUAAAAAAAUUUCAAGUGUU